Tremella mesenterica DSM 1558 is the source of this 753-nucleotide messenger RNA. RefSeq lists its product as uncharacterized. The record is from RefSeq and is a predicted model, not a curated record. The coding region runs from base 1 to 753 and encodes 250 amino acids. The transcript has 5 exons. NCBI's taxonomy places the organism in Eukaryota, Fungi, Basidiomycota, Tremellomycetes, Tremellales, Tremellaceae.
AUGGCCCCUCCUACUCCCACCUCUAACCCUCUCGCCGCCAUGAGGAACUUUGGUGGUAUGGUGUCGUCUGCUCUUUCCUUCGGCGACAGAUCUCGUCAAGUCUCCUCCCUCGGCCUCGGCACCCUCUCUUUGGGGGAGCCGUCUGGCGAUGUCCCGCCUCCUCGCUCCGCUUCUCCUCCCGCCGGUCCUCCCGCUGGUUCUCCCUCUGCUUCUCCUCCUCCUGGUCCUCGCUCUGCUUCCCCUCCUGCCGCCAGUCCUCGCCGCAGGACGCCCGCCUUUCGUCCUGACUUCGAAGGAAAAGGGGGUGAUUAUAGUGAUGAGGAUGAUAGAAUCGUGUCGGAGGGUGAAACCGAGUUAGAGGAACACUCGGAUGAUGAUAUGGUGGCGGUUAGUGUAGAGGACAACAACGUAGAUAGUCCUGAGCCCGGUCCUGCCCCUCCCCCUGCUCAAAUUGUGGGCCAGAAACGACGCCGUUCCCUCUCUUCUUCUUCUUCUUCCUCUUCUUCUUCUUCCUCUUCUUCUUCCUCUUCCGGGGUUCUCCCCCCCCCCAACGCCAUCGCCGCUGCCGCCGCUGCUGCCGCCGUCCCCGUCGCUGCUCCCCCCCCUUCUCCCAGAGGGGAGCCUUCGCCCAAACGGGUGAAGAGAUCACUGCGGGAAGAAGAGUACUUGUGGGAGAAGAUGAAGUCCGAGCCUGGUCGUUGGAUCGCGGUUGGUGUUGACGAAGCGUGUGAUCGUUGCCGUUACUCCUGCUAA